Messenger RNA from Ostertagia ostertagi, 1698 nucleotides. The record is from the annotation of a GenBank genome assembly. Lineage: Eukaryota; Metazoa; Nematoda; Chromadorea; Rhabditida; Trichostrongylidae.
AUGCCACGCCGGCGCAAUCCAGAUGCGCCUACCGCUCCGAAAGCACCGCGCGUUCGCAAGAAGAAGGCCGAAGCGGAUGUGGUGAAACAGGAUUCGGCCGUCUAUGAGCCGUUGAUGCAAUCGAAUGGCAUCAUGAUGGACGAUGCCAGCAUGUACACGCAGGAUUUCGGCUUUGCGUUUGGUGCACAGCCGAAUUUUACUAGUCCGGAGCAGGCGAACAGUCCAUAUAUGCUGCCGCCACAAAGCAACACUCCGCAACCGUCUAUGAUGAUGCGACCGAUGGCACCUCCUUCGCAACCAGGUGCGCAAAUAUCAGCUCCUGCCCAACCGCAGUCCAUGAAUGCCGUUCCGAGUCCCUUAGAGUUUCGUAUCCAUGAGAUGAAUCGCCGUCUAUACAUAUUUAAUUCUUCUGGGAUAUGUGAAAAAGAUUUUGCACAAUGGUGGGACGCCUUCUCUCAUGAGUUUUUCGAUGAUGAUGCCAAAUUAUGGAUAAAUAUUAUUGAUGAGCAUAGUCCACACUCAGAGAAAUAUGUUUUGGGCCGACAACUUAUACCUCGUUUCUUUCGCUCAUUUUUCGAGAGCAAGAUUAGAGAAAUGUAUUUCGUAAUUCGUGGGCAAGCCCGUGAGUCUCAAGCACCGUCUGGUAUGAUCCAUUACGAGAACCAGGAUGUGCUUCAGGUCACGAAGCAUGACGUUCCGAAUGCAGAGGUGCAAACGAAGUUCAAAUUAUUCAUCGAAUUCACGCCUUAUGAUGAGAUUUUGAAUCAUCGAAUUCGAACUUGGAGUAUGGAGUUGGAGAGUUGCCAGGAAUUUUUCAUGAAUGAAAUUACGAAGGAGUACGAAAUCCAUCAUGGUGACGGUAUGGAAAAGCCGAUGCCGUUAACCCGCGUGGGAAUGCCACAACAAACGAUGGCGUGCCUGUCAAUGAGUCGAAUAUUGGAGCCGAUGCAAAUGCUCAUGAGUCAAAGUAAAACAUCCGGUUUGUCACCGAGGGAUGCGAUGACUCGAACUCUUUUUGCUCACCAUACGAAAAUGCAGCAGCAACAGCAGCAAAUGGCCAUGCAACACAUGAGUCAACCACCAAUGUUGCCGCCGACAACGGUUGAAGAGCAGAAACCGAAACCAGCUCGGAAAAGGCAACGGAAAACAACAACGAAUACCAAGAAUAAGAAGGCCAAUGCUAGUCCCGCACCAACGAAUGCAGGAUUUCCGGCGAAUCCGAUGUCUGGCAACUUUUCGUCGAUGGGUUUCCAGGACGUCAUGGUGGUCGGCGAGCCAUCAAUGAUGGGAGGAGAUUUCGGUGAAGAGGAUGAGCGGACAAUCUCGAGAGUCGAGAACACUCAGUAUGACCCUAAUGCCUUGCAGCUCCAGAUGCAGUCUUUGGGUCAAGGAGGACACAUUGGUGGUCCAGGCAUGAGCGGUAUGCAAGGUGGUCCUCCCAUAGGACCAGGCGGUGCCUCGCAAAUGGGUGGCACAGGUCCUCAACUUGUUCCCGGUGGGCCACAAAUAGUACCACCAGGACCGAUGGGGCCAGGUGGUCUGCCCUUAGGUCCAGGAUUAUCGGGUGGUCCUAAUCAGCAGCUGACGCAAUUGGGCCAACCACAAAAUGGUCAUCCACCACAAGGAUACGGGUAUAGUCAGCCGCAGCCUGGCGCUUGGUCAAAUCCGUCGUCAAAUACAACUUUGAUUACAGGAUAG